Phyllotreta striolata is the source of this 2222-nucleotide messenger RNA. The record is from the annotation of a GenBank genome assembly. Lineage: Eukaryota; Metazoa; Arthropoda; Insecta; Coleoptera; Chrysomelidae.
AUUACAGCAACGAUUUGUUUUGUUUAAUGAAUAUGAAGAAAAUCGUGUAUAUCACAAUUUUGUUCUCGUGUGUAUUAGCACAUACUCGUGAUGCAUCAAACUCGAUUACUGCAAACCAAGAAACAACUGAUAAACCAUCGUUUUUUGAAAAAACUAAGGAAAAAUUGGGAAAUUUCGGUCGUCAUUUGCUAGAUAUACCCAAAUAUAUUUUUGGAAGAUGGGUUAAUCGAGGGAAAACAGCCGAAGAAAAUUUAGCGGUUUCAGUGGAUGAGAACCAAAUUGAACAGAAAAAAUCAAAUAGUUCUUCUCUUAGAAGUUACAAGAACGGUAUAAAGGAAGACAGCGAUGAAGAACAAUUCGCAAGAGAAACUACUGAUGAACAAAUGUAUGAAAAUAACUCCAAUAUUAGAAAUGACAAUAAAAAUCUAAAAUCCAAAAUAAAUCUCCAACAUAAUGAUGAUCAAGAUUUGAUACAAACUAAGUCAGUUUUUAGAAAUGAUUUGACCAAUGUAAAUGAACACAGUGAUAAUAACUUGGUAACAUCAAAUAUUUCCUCUACUACAAACGAAGAGAAAACUCAAAAUAAAAACACUCAGGCUUCUGUACCAUCAGUAAUAUGGAAAGAGAAUGAUGAUUUCCUCAAUGAAUUGAAGCAGAAUAAUGCAAGCCAAGAAACAACUGAUAAAUCAUCGUUUUUAGAAAAAACUAAGGAACAAUUGGGAAAUUUCAGUCGUCAUUUGCUAGAUAUACCCAAAUAUAUUUUUGGAAGAUGGGUUAAUCGAGGGAAAACAGCCGAAGAAAAUUUAGCGGUUUCAGUGGAUGAGAACCAAAUUGAACAGAAAAAAUCAAAUAGUUCUUCUCUUAGAAGUUACAAGAACGGUAUAAAGGAAGACAGCGAUGACGAACAAUUCGCAAGAGAAACUACUGAUGAACAAAUAAAUGAAAAUAACUCCAAUUUUAGAAAUGACAAUAAAAAUCUAAAAUCCAAAAUAAAUCUCCAACAUAAUGUUCAUCAAGAUUUGAUACAAACUAAGUCAGUUUUUAGAAAUGAUUUGACCAAUAUAAAUGAACACAGUGAUAAUAACUUGGUAACAUCAAAUAUUUCCUCUACUACAAACGAAGAGAAAACUCAAAAUAAAAACACUCAGGCUUCUGUACCAUCAGUAACAUGGAAAGAGAAUGUUGAUUUCCUCAACGAAUUGAAGCAGAAUAAAAUCAAGAGACCAUUUGCAACUCUAAAUUCUUAUCCAUUAUACAAGUAUCAAAAAACAAUUAAUCCAGAUUUGAAUUUUUACCCCGAUUUCUUCGAUGCACGAAUAGCAUUUCCAUACUGCUACGAUAUCAUUGACACAAUAGCAGACCAAUCUGCUUGCGGCGCAUCUUGGGCUUCUGCAGCAGCUUCAGUGAUGAGCGACAGGCGUUGCAUUGCAUCCAAAGGUUUACUGAGAACUCCCGUUUCUGCUGAAGAUUUAAUGUCCUGCUGUGCACCUUGCGGGUUCGGUUGCGUCGCAGGAUUGGUAGACGAGGCUUUCAACUGGUGGGCUACGCAUGGUAUAGUAACAGGAGGUCGUUACAACAGUAAUUCUGGAUGUAAACCGUAUACUUUACCAAUGUGUAGCCAUUAUAUUAACACUGGUUACACGAAUUGUUCAGCAAUGAACGAUUUAAGAACACCUGAGUGCGUUAAGAAAUGCAAUAAUACCAGUGAUUUAGAUUACGAAUCUGAAUUAACUUUCGGGAGAACCGGAGUUAUGUGGUUUAAUUCCGUUGAAGACAUACAAAAAGAAAUCCUUUCUAACGGGCCUGUAACUGCAAAUUUCGAUGUAUAUGGCGAUUUCAUUACCUACACAUCUGGUGUCUAUCGACACGUUACUGGACCGAAAUUGGGUGUCCACACCGCGAGAAUAAUUGGAUGGGGAACUGACUUUGAAUCAGGCACUCCUUACUGGAUAAUGGCGAAUUCGUGGAAUGAAAAUUGGGGUGAAAACGGCUUCUUUAAAAUAGUAAGGGGUAAAAACGAAUGCGGUGUCGAAAGCGAGGUGUUCGCAGCAUUGCCUAAAUUGUAAUAAUUUGUAAAUGGUUAUUAAUAAAAUUAUUUUAGUUUAUUGCAAAUUAGAAUUUUUCAUUCGCCCUUCUAUUACUGAUUCAUUCAUAUAGUUUUCUUUAUCAGAUGAUUCUAUAAUUUGCAGCAAUUUCUAUUGUUAGGUGGUCCUUAUUCGACU